AUGCAGCAAUCGAAUGAAGUAUCACCUUGCAAUGAUGUAAAGAUAAGGAAUCCACCCGAUGAAACUAAUAUUUUGGAUUUGAAUGACGACUGCUUGCUGGAAAUUUUCAAAUACUUGACUGUUCAGGAGACCUUUGAUGUUUUACACAAAUUGGGAAAUCGCAUUGAUAGUAUUGCUCUAAAACGCAUCGCCCGACUCAAGUCUCUCAGUUUUAGUCUUAGAGACCCUCCAGAGUUCACACCGUAUCAACUAAAAGUAAUUGGCAAAACUUUAAAGACACUAAGAGUCACCGUGGGCUAUUCACUAGAUACUGAUAAGUUCAUUUCCAUGUAUCUGAAUCCAUUGUGUUUUCAUGGAUCUAUCCAGGAUUUAACACUGAAUUAUGUACAAUUCAAUGAUGCUUAUCAGCAUUGCGUUUUGAGGUUAGCACCACAUUUGCAACAUUUGGAUUUAAAUUUUUGUCAACUAACUGAUGAAUUAUUACAACCAAUUGUGGAAAAAUGUACCCGAUUGGAAACACUUUCGAUUAUCGGCAACUAUGAGUGGAAGGGCAAAUCUUUGUAUCACAUUAAUUCACCAAAUAUGAAAUGCAUAACACUGGAAUUAAAUGAUAUGUGCAACGAUGAAGUGGACGCAUUUAAAGCCAGGAGGGGACAGUUCCCGAAUCGUUUACAUUCACAAACCCUGGAGGAAAAUAAAGAUCUGCCAGCAAGCGCCAUGUUCCUACUUCUCAUCAUAUCGCAAACGGAGAGGAUGAUGGGGAAGUGGUGCGAACCAAGAGAAAUUACCGGUUGCCAGGAACAUGUGCUUGGUGAUGUUGUCCAUGGUGAUGUUGAAGCAGCUUGA
This is a messenger RNA of Musca vetustissima, 846 nucleotides long. RefSeq lists its product as uncharacterized. The record is from RefSeq and is a predicted model, not a curated record. Bases 1 to 846 code for a protein of 281 amino acids. NCBI's taxonomy places the organism in Eukaryota, Metazoa, Arthropoda, Insecta, Diptera, Muscidae. The transcript has 3 exons.